Musca vetustissima is the source of this 2466-nucleotide messenger RNA. RefSeq names its product unextended protein (gene uex). The record is from RefSeq and is a predicted model, not a curated record. Gene Ontology annotation, biological process: magnesium ion homeostasis; transport. Bases 1 to 2466 code for a protein of 821 amino acids. Gene Ontology annotation, cellular component: plasma membrane. The transcript has 9 exons. Gene Ontology annotation, molecular function: transmembrane transporter activity. Lineage: Eukaryota; Metazoa; Arthropoda; Insecta; Diptera; Muscidae.
AUGAAUUCCUCCAGCUUAGUUGAAUCUUUUUCUCCAUUAUACCUAGCCGUGCAAUCAUACCCUCCACUAACUAUUACUGGCUUCCGUUUAGAGUCCUCAGAUCAUGAGGUCGAAUACGACAAUGGCAUACCCAGUGUUAUGAGUGAAUCCCCAUUUACUAUAAGAAUUUUUGGAUUGGGAAUUACCGAAAAUACUGUGAUAGCGUUUACAACUGAAGUCAAAGAGGCCGGAACUUAUUGCCAAUUUCCGGCUACAUUAUUGCACAAAGUUAUUAAUGGUACGGUAACGGGCAAUACGGCCCUCUAUGAAGCAUCUUUACCGAAGGGCAAAAAGGAUUUUUAUAUUUGUGCUAAAAAUGAUGUCAAUGCUUUUCGUGAUGAGGACGUAGAAAAUCCCAUACCCCUUCUGCACCAAUGCAAGGAUUCGUGGUGCAUUGUACGCAGUCACGAAAGUUUACUGCCCCUAUGGGUGUCCAUAGUUAUUAUUUUGAUUUGUUUGUGCUUCUCGGCUCUCUUUUCGGGCUUGAAUUUGGGUCUGAUGGCUUUAGAUCGCACCGAGUUGAAGAUUUUGCGGAAUACUGGCUCGGACAAGGAACGUGAAUAUGCCAAGAAAAUCCAACCAGUAAGAGAUCAAGGUAAUUACCUGUUGUGCAGUAUCUUGUUGGGUAAUGUGUUGGUUAACUCGACAUUUACAAUUCUCUUGGAUGGCUUAACUUCCGGUCUAAUUGCUGUGGUUUUCUCUACCCUUGCUAUCGUCAUUUUUGGUGAAAUUACACCACAGGCAAUAUGUUCCAGACAUGGCUUGGCGGUUGGUGCCAAAACGAUUUUAAUUACCAAAUUCAUUAUGCUUAUUACCUUCCCGUUGUCCUAUCCCACAUCGAAAAUAUUGGACGUUUUGUUGGGUGAAGAAAUUGGUAACGUCUAUAAUCGUGAACGUCUUAAGGAAUUGGUUAAGGUCACUACAGGUAUCAACGAUUUGGACAAAAACGAGGUCAAUAUCAUAUCUGGUGCACUCGAGUUGCGCAAGAAGACUGUUGCCGAUGUUAUGACACAUAUCGAUGAUGCUUUUAUGCUGCCUUUAGAUGCAACGUUGGAUUUCGAAACUGUAUCGGAAAUUAUGAAAUCUGGUUUCUCUCGUAUACCGGUUUACGAUGGCGAUCGUAAAAACAUUAUUACCUUAUUGUACAUAAAAGAUUUGGCCUUUGUUGAUCCUGACGACAAUACCCCAUUGAAGACAUUGUGUGAAUUCUAUCAAAAUCCUGUUCAUUUUGUAUUCGAAGAUUAUACACUUGACGUUAUGUUCAAUCAAUUUAAAGAUGGCACAAUUGGACAUUUGGCGUUUGUACAUCGUGUUAACAAUGAAGGCGAUGGUGAUCCUUUCUAUGAGACAAUUGGUUUGGUAACUUUGGAAGAUGUUAUCGAAGAAUUGAUUCAGGCAGAAAUUGUUGACGAAACCGAUGUAUUUGUUGAUAAUCGUACCAAAGUUAAACGUAAUCGCAAUAAAAAACAAGAUUUCACUGUAUUUGCCGAGCGUCGCGAAAACCAAACCAUUCGCAUAUCGCCCCAAUUGACUCUGGCUACAUACCAAUUCCUAAGUACUUCAAUUGAUGCCUUCAAAAAGGAAUUAAUAUCCGAACAAAUAUUACGCCGUCUUUUGAACCAGGACAUAGUUCACAGUAUUAAAUGCAAAGGAAAGGAAAAAGACGAUCCUUCCCUUUUCAUCUUCCAACAAAACAAAGCGGUCGACUUCUUCGUACUUAUCUUAGAGGGUCGUGUUGAGGUUACGGUUGGUAAGGAGUCAUUGCUCUUCGAAAGUGGUCCAUUCACCUAUUUCGGCACCCAAGCUUUAGUAUCUAAUGUGGUUGUUGAUUCUCCCUCUCAAAUGGGCUCAUUGCAGUCACUAACACUGGAUUCUAAAGUACGUCAGACAUUUGUACCUGAUUAUUCAGUCCGUGCUGUUACAGAUGUCAUAUAUAUUGCCAUCAAACGAAACUUAUACUUAACAGCUAAAAAGGCUACUUUGUUGGAGAAAUCUCGAAAAUCGGGUGCUGAACCUAGUACGGCUGAAUUCGAUGAUGAAGUAGAAAAGCUAUUACACUCUAUACAUGAGGAUGAUAGACCACAUCAUAUACGCAGUAAUCAAAGUAUACGUAAAGGAUCUACGGCAGUGGGUAGUAAUACAGCCUCGCCAUCUUUUAAUGACUUUUCUUCACAGCAUAGUCGAAGUAUACUAGCAGCCGUUAACCAACCUAAUUCUGGUAGCAAUAGUGGUGAUAUCAAUGAUGCCGUUUCCCUAAGUAGUCUAAUGACUUCUGAGGCUGCAGCAGCCGAUUUUAAUAACGCAGCUGCUCGACGCAGCAGUACCGGCGACAAUACAAGCCAUGCUAACAACUGUGAAAAAGUUAACAACAAUGACGUAGUUACUACACCGUUGUUGCCUAAAACCAACAAUACUAAUGGAAAAUAA